Phalacrocorax carbo (great cormorant) is the source of this 1497-nucleotide messenger RNA. Lineage: Eukaryota; Metazoa; Chordata; Aves; Suliformes; Phalacrocoracidae. The record is from RefSeq and is a predicted model, not a curated record.
GAAGGAGCCGGAAGGCGGAAGGUCGCAAUUGGCUGCUGGGAGGCGGAGCGGUGCCCAUAGAUUGGGCGGGAGCCGGUGGUGCGCAGAGGAGCGGUGCGCGCGGGCCGGCGGGCGCCCGACGUCCUGCCGCUGCCAUGUGGAGUGGGCAAGGUACCUUCGACGGCGGGUACAGCACCGCGGGACCUGCGGGCGGCUACAUGCAGGCCCCGGGCGGCUUCGGCUCCCCCACCGGCACCCAGGCGGAGAAGAAGCAGAGAAUCCGCUCCCAGAACGUCGUGCCCUGCACCGUGUCGCAGCUGAUGGUGACCGAUCUGGUGGAGGAGAACUUCCGGAUCCACGACAUGGACGUCAUCCAGGUCACCAUUACGGGCAUAAUUCGGCACUCUGAGAAAGCACCGACAAACAUUCUCUACAAAGUGGAUGACAUGACGGCAGCCCCGAUGGAUGUCAGGCAGUGGGUCGAUACUGAUGGGGCAGGUGGUGAGAACGUUAUGAUACCUCCAGGAACUUACGUAAAAGUAACUGGUCAUCUUCGUUUUUUCCAGACUACGAAAAGCUUGGUGGCAUUUAAGAUCGUGCCUCUGGAAAAUAUGAAUGAGUUCACUGCACACAUCCUAGAGAUUGUCAAUGCGCAUAUGAUCCUUGGAAAAAAACGUAUGUUGCCAUCGAGAGUGCCUCAGUCGUUUUCCUCUGCUGCGACAGGUGACAUGGGAGGCUCUGGAGGAGGUGGCAGCCUAACGCUGAAUGGACUCACAGCGCAUCAGAGUCAGGUGCUGAACUUGAUUAAAAACUGCACUAUCCCAGAGGGUAUGAGUCUUCAAGAGUUGAAAUUUCAGCUCCACAAUAUGAGCAUGUCAACAAUCAGGCAAGCCGUUGAAUUCCUUAGCAGCGAGGGGCACAUCUACUCCACUGUGGAUGAUGAUCACUAUAAGUCAACGGACGCUGAGUGAAGUUGCUUCCAGCUGGAUUUAGUUUAAGCAAAUUCUUGUCCAUGUAUCAAGUUAUCCUGCCGAGCUUUGCGAGGUGGAAGGUGAUCUUUGCUCUUUCUAGCCUGUGAAGGUCUCAGCUACUCUGUGAAUGCCUCCUUGGAAUUCAGGAACAAGCAGAAGCUAUAGAGUUUGUUAACUGGACUUGAUUAUAUGCUGUGACCAUGUGACUAAAAGUGUAAAUAGACAUGGGGAAACUGAACUCCUCAAAGCCUGAGGGCCUUCAGUUUUGUUUUGUCUCCUUAGAGGAUGCCUGCGUUAGAAAGAAGAACCUCUUUCUAACAGGGUCCUGGGCAGAUUGUCUUUUGUUUCUAGACCUGUUUCUCCUAACUCAGCUUUCAUUCCUUUUCAUUCACAUAGCCAAGAGUAAUAUUCCACUAAUGUACAGUAAUCAUGAAUAGAUUUUUGAUUGGUUUAGUUUAUGCAUUUAAAUCUAUAUUUGUACUGAGGCAAUCUUGUUACUAGAGCUUUUGAGUGUUUCCAAUAAAAUUUUAACUUGGGUAGCUUCGCA